AGUUUGGCAUGGCGUUAGCGCGGGAACAGCCAUAUCUAUAAAAUCAGGGGAACCAGAGACUUCACUUCCAGCAAGCCUCAUUGUUAGACUGUGGAAACAACUGGGAAAUAAAUGCAGUUCAGGAUGAUUUCAGACUACUCUAUCUACGCCUUUUCAAUACUCACGUUUAUCAUUCUCAAGGCCUCCUACUCAAGCUCACAGCCCACACAAGCUGAGGCCGAGUAUCCGAUAUCGCCAGAUCUAGAUGACAGAAUCAACAAAAUAAAAUCGCUGUACUCAUUCCUCGACGACGAAGAAGAGUCCAUCCCCGAAAAAAGGAGGUCCCUUUUCAGAUUCGGUAAACGACGUUCCCUCUUUCGCUUUGGGAAGCGAGGAACCAUUCUGCGAUUUGGAAAACGACCGGCCUAUGACGCCUACCUUGAGGAUGAAUAUUUGCCCUACGCUGCUCCUGAUGUGUAUUAUCCAAACCAGCCAAAUAACUUAGAUAUUGCCGACAAACGGAGCUCUUUGUUUCGAUUUGGAAAGAAGUCCGUCGACAACGAUCUUAAAGACUAUGUAAGAUCUGAGAAGAAGAAAACUGGGGCACAUGUACCUUGGAGAUUCGGUCGGGAAGAAGACUACUAUUAUUCCAAAGAUUAAAAUCUUUUCAAAUACUAGCCACAUCGAUGUAGGCCUUUUCUCAUACCCAUGAUCUAGAAAGACAUUAUCAAAAUAGUUUUGUUUAUUAUAAUCAUAUCAAGUAAACCAUUGAAUUAAAUUGACGAAAAUAGCUUGGAAGAAACUAUGUAUACAAAGCAAUAACCUGAGAAAAGUUUAUAAAAGACAUUAA
Mya arenaria is the source of this 829-nucleotide messenger RNA. RefSeq lists its product as uncharacterized. The record is from RefSeq and is a predicted model, not a curated record. The coding region runs from base 112 to 639 and encodes 175 amino acids. Lineage: Eukaryota; Metazoa; Mollusca; Bivalvia; Myida; Myidae. The transcript is spliced from 3 exons.